AAAAAAUGCAUGCGGAGUUGGAAGCAGAGCGAGAACAUUAUGAUGAUGAUCAUUCAGCUCUUUCAACUUCCUCUUCGUUUUCUUCUACUUCUUCCUCUUGCAGUGUCCCUUUCUCUUUCUCUCCGGCUCUAACAGCGGGACCGCCAUGGAGACACGUGGAGCCUAAUGGGGAUCAGGAUCACUACUCUUCAGUGGCCGGGUUCGGUGUCACUGGACUCACUUUUACAGAGCUCGACUGGACCACCGUUGAACACCGUUUCGACCGCCUUGCUUCAACCCGGAAUGUGCCUGAACCCGUGGUCAAAUGGUCGGAUUUUGGUUACUGCGUAGGGAUACAAAGAUCACCAGAAAUUUCUAAUGAAAUUCUGAAGGCAUUAAGAGGAAGAAGAGAGUGUAAAGUUGAUAUUACAAAGAAGGAACUUCAUCGCUACUGGCUUCGCAUGACUGACCCUUCUAUAAACUAUAGAAUACAAUUAUUCUUUGACAUGAUUGAUAGAAAUAUGGAUGGAAGAAUCACAGAAGUGGAUAUUAAGCAGACAAUUUUGAUGAGUGCUACUGCAAAUAAGUUGUCAGUAACUCAUGAGGAAGCAGAAGAACAUGCCGGUUUAGUUAUGGAAGCACUUGACACUCAUCAUCAUAAUCAAGGCUAUCUUCAGGCACCACAGCUGGAAAGUUUGUUCGAACUAAGUAUGCCACAAGGCUCAUCCUAUGCUAGUAAUGUUCAGCAUCAGAAUGGCUUGUAUCAAGAACCAAUUUCAAGAGCUGAAAUCAUGUUUCGAUCUUACUGGCGCCGCGGAUGGAUAAUCUUGUUCUGGUUGAUGAUUUGCGUUGCACUUUUUGCCUGGAAAUUCAUUCAAUAUAGUCACAGAACAGCAUUCCAAGUCAUGGGUUACUGCCUCUCCACUGCAAAAGGAGCUGCAGAAACCUUAAAAUUCAACAUGGCUAUAAUUUUGCUCCCUGUUUGCCGGAAUUCCAUCACCUGGCUCCGCAAGAACCGUCGCAUAAGCUCAGUUAUUCCGUUUAAUGACAACAUCAACUUCCACAAGUUGAUUGCAGGAGGAAUAGUAGUGGGUGUGAUUUUACAUGGGGGAACACAUCUGGCUUGUGAUUUCCCAAGAAUCAGUGGCUCUGACAGCUCAAUUUUCCGGCAAACUAUAGCAGCGAGUUUCGGGUACCAUCAGCCGUCAUACAUCCAGAUUUUGGCCACAACAGAGGUUGCAACAGGAAUUGCUAUGGUUGUCCUAAUGAGCAUUGCAUUUUCACUGGCAACAAAAUGGCCUCGCCGGCAGUCACCUUCACUACCAAGAUCUGUCAGACAAGUCACUGGAUACAAUACAUUUUGGUACUCUCACCACCUCUUCAUUUUUGUGUAUGCCUUGCUCAUUGUUCACUCCAUGUUCCUGUUUCUAACCAGCAAUGUAACCGAGAAAACGACGUGGAUUUACAUUGCGAUUCCAGUUUUACUGUAUGCUGGGGAACGGAUUUUUCGAGCUGUAAGAUCAAGAUUUUAUGAGAUUGAAGUCUUGAAGGUAAGUUUUUAUCCAGGAAAAGUGUUGUCUCUCAAAUUGAACAAACCAAAAGGGUUCAAUCACAAGGGUGGGAUGUAUACAUUUCUUCAGUGCCCGCAAAUUUCACCCUUUGAAUGGCACCCAUUUUCACUUACUUCUGGACCAGCAGACGAUCACUUAAGUGUACAUAUCAGAGCUCUUGGAGACUGGAGUUAUCAGCUAUACAGUCUCUUCCAAGAGGCAGUCUUAACUGGAGCAAAGGAGUUACCAAAAAUUUACAUUGAUGGACCAUAUGGUGCUGCAUCUCAAGACUACAUCAAGUAUGACAUUGUCAUACUCAUCGGCCUUGGCAUCGGAGCCACACCUUUCAUUAGCAUCCUCAAAGAUAUAGCUAAUGGUCUCCAGAACACACAGCUUGAUCAAGUUUGUAGCAGCCAAAAGGGUCCAUUAAAAGCCUAUCUUUACUGGGUUACAAGAGAGCAAAGCUCCUUUGACUGGUUUAGAGAUAUCAUGAAAGAAAUAUCAAAACCAAACCUGAAGCAGUCUGUCAUAGAGAUACACAACUUUUUAACCAGCAUUUACCAGGAGGGCAACGUGCGGUCAGCUUUGAUAAGUAUAAUUCAAGCUUUGUAUUAUCGCAAAACUGGAAUCGACAUUGUCUCCAGAACACCAGUACGCACACAUUUUGCUCGACCAAAUUGGUUAAAUGUCUUCUCAAAAUUGGCACGAAAGCAUAGAGGAGCACGGAUUGGGGUAUUCUACUGUGGACCAUCAGGAUUGGCAAGAGAGUUGGCGAGGUUGUGCACCAAAUUCUCAACCAAAACCAAUACAAGAUUUGUGUUUCACAAAGAGAAUUAUUAGAUGUAUUUUUCUAUUACUGAUGCUUUACUGCCAACUCCAUAUUAGGAAAUGGCAUAACUACCUCUUAGCUUUUUUUGUACCUACUAUCAUCCCUCUUUUUCUUUAUAGUGUUUGUGAUGAAAGCAUUGAGAAGUAACUUCUUCUUGCUUCUCCAGGCAAACCAAAUUCAAUUAGCAAACAAAUCUUCAGUUAGAAAUUGUACUAUAUUCUCAUUUCAUAGCUUUAAACAAUUGAUGAUGCAAUACUUACAGACUUCUAUAU
Molecule: messenger RNA, 2630 nt
Organism: Pistacia vera
Lineage: Eukaryota; Viridiplantae; Streptophyta; Magnoliopsida; Sapindales; Anacardiaceae
Product: respiratory burst oxidase homolog protein A-like
Exons: 14
Coding region: 6-2369 (787 amino acids)
Cellular component (GO): plasma membrane
Molecular function (GO): NAD(P)H oxidase H2O2-forming activity; peroxidase activity
Source: RefSeq, a predicted model, not a curated record